This is a messenger RNA of Nomascus leucogenys (northern white-cheeked gibbon), 3443 nucleotides long. It is a transcript of the gene RDH16, whose product is annotated as retinol dehydrogenase 16. Lineage: Eukaryota; Metazoa; Chordata; Mammalia; Primates; Hylobatidae. The record is from RefSeq and is a predicted model, not a curated record. Gene Ontology annotation, molecular function: oxidoreductase activity.
AGCUUUUUUCUGUUCCUGGCGAGGAGCUGCAAUCCUUUGGAAGAGAAGAGGCAGUCUGUUUUUUUUAAUUUUCAGCUUUUCUGCUCUGGUGUCUCCCCAUCUUUGUGGUUUUAUCUACCUUUGGUCUUUGAUGUUGGUGACCUACAGAUGGGGUUUUGGUGUGGAUGUCCUUUUUGUUGAUUUUGAGCUAUUCCUUUCUGUUUGUUAGUUUUCCUUCAAACAGUUUCCUCAGCUGCAGGUCUGUUGGAGUUUGCUGGAGGUCCACUCCAGAUCCUUUUUGCCUGUGUGUCACCAGCAGAGGCUGCAGAACAGCAAAUAUUGUUGCCUGAUCCUUCCUCCGGAAGCUUUGUCCCAGAGGGGCACCCACCUGUAUGAGAUGUCAGUCGGCCCCUACUGGGAGGUGUCUCCCAGUUAGUCUACACAGGAUUCAGGGACCCAUUUGAAAAGGCAGUCCGUCUGUCCUAAGAGCUCAAACACCAUGCUGGGAGAACCACUGCUCUCUUCAGUGCUGUCAGACAGGGAUGUUUAAGUCUGCAGAGGUUCCUGCUGCCUUUUGUUCAGCUAUGUACUGCCCCCAGAGGUGGAGUCUAUAGAGGCAGCAAGCCUUGCCUUGCUGCGGUGGGCUCUGCCCAGUUUGAGCUGCCCAGCUGCUUUGCUUUCCUACUCAAGCCUCAGCAAUGGUGAAUGACCCUCCUCCUGCCAGGCUGCUGCUUUGCAGGUUGAUCUCAGACUACUGCACUAGCAGUGAGCAAGGCUCCGUGGGAAUGGGACCUGCCAAACCAGGCACGGGAUAUAAUCUCCUGGUGUGCCAUUUGCCAAGACCAUUGGAAAAGUACAGUAUUUGAGCAGGAGUGUCUUGUUUUUCCAGGUACAGUCUGUCACGGCUUCCCUUGUCUAGGAAAGGGAAAUCCCCUGACCUCUUACACUUCCUGGGUGAGGCAAUGCCCUGCCCUGCUUCAGCUCACCCUCUGUGGGCUGCAUGCACUGUCCAACCAGUCCCAAUGAGAUGAACUAGGUACCUCAGCUAGAAAUGCAGAAAUCACCCAUUUUCUGCAUCAGUCACACUGGGAGCUGCAGACCGGAGCUGUUCCAAUUUGCCCAUCCUCUCCCUGCUUUCUUUACUGCUGAGGUUGGAUUCCCCCUGUGGGAUCCUGCAAUCCUUCUGCCCCAAAAAACUAUUAUAGCAGGAGGAAACCUGCUCCUGCUCACUCUUUGCCUUCUCCUUCUCAUCCUAGAGAGCCUGACCGUGCCCUAGUUUUCUGAGGAGUGAUCGAUUCUGGGGUGCGGAGCAGGAUGAGGAAACUCAGGCUCAGAGAGGGAUUUCCACCUAAUGUGCCUGGAAACCAUGUGUAGCUACCCAAUAAGGCCUUUCUAUGUUCAGAAGGUCAUGGACCAGGGGUGUUGGUAUAGGAGCUUUGUAGAGACAGUUUUGACCCCUGUACUUAGAGCAGAGGGGUGUGUUUGCCAUGGAGAGUGUGUGUGGGCAGCUGUGUGUGAGCCUGUGUGGGCUCUGUGUGUGUUCCUGUGUGAAUAUAUGUGUGUGCUCCUUCAUGGACACAGCAUGCAUGUAGUGGGCAGAGCAAGGCAGAGAGAAAUCAGGAGACUAGGGACACAUUGCUGAGUGAUAGUAUCUUCCUACUGGGCAGAACUUGAGGUGUGCAAAGGUGUGCAUGAGUACUGCAAAAACAGUUCAAAGAGCAGAGAGGUGGGGCCAGAAUAAAUAUGUUGCAGAAAGGCAGUCAUCGGGGAGGAAAGUGAGGAUUCCCUGCCAAAAUGCCUGAGGGCUUCCCUGCCUACCACAGCCCUCUGUGUUCUUAAAUCCUCCUGUUUGAACAGAGAUCAGACUCUGGUUUCCCCCACAGCCUGUCUGUGUCUGUCCUCUGCAAAGCCAUGUGGCUCUACCUGGCAGUUUUCGUGGGCCUGUACUACCUUCUGCACUGGUACCGGGAGAGGCAGGUGCUGACCCACCUGAGAGAUAAGUAUGUGUUCAUCACGGGCUGUGACUCUGGCUUCGGGAAACUGCUGGCCAGACAGCUGGACGCACGAGGCUUGCGGGUGCUGGCUGCGUGUCUGACAGAGAAAGGAGCCGAGCAGCUGAGGGGCCAGACUUCAGACAGGCUGGAGACGGUGACCCUGGAUGUCACCAAAACAGAGAGCGUUGCUGCAGCCGCCCAGUGGGUGAAGGAGUGCGUGGGAGACAAAGGACUCUGGGGCCUGGUGAAUAAUGCUGGCAUUUCCUUGCCCACGGCCCCCAAUGAGUUGCUCACCAAGCAGGACUUUGUGACCAUACUGGACGUGAACUUGUUGGGGGUGAUUGAUGUGACUCUGAGCCUGCUGCCCUUAGUGAGGAAGGCCAGGGGCCGUGUGGUCAACGUCUCCAGUGUCAUGGGCCGGGUGCCACUUUUUGGUGGAGGCUACUGCAUCUCCAAGUAUGGCGUGGAAGCCUUCUCUGACUCCCUCAGGAGGGAACUCUCCUACUUCGGGGUGAAGGUGGCUAUGAUUGAACCUGGCUAUUUCAAGACUGCUGUGACCAGUAAGGAGAGAUUCUUAAAGAGCUUCCUGGAGAUUUGGGACCGGUCCAGUCCAGAGGUCAAGGAGGUCUAUGGCGAGAAGUUUGUUGCAGACUAUAAGAAAUCAGCUGAACAAAUGGAGCUGAAGUGCACACAGGAUCUGUCCUUGGUGACCAACUGCAUGGAGCAUGCGCUGAUUGCCUGCCACCCGCGCACUCGCUACUCAGCUGGCUGGGAUGCCAAGCUUCUUUACCUCCCCAUGAGCUACAUGCCCACCUUCCUGGUGGAUGCCAUUAUAUACUGGAGCUCUCCAAGGCCGGCCAAGGCUCUAUGAAGCCAAGGCUUGGAUGCAUGGUUGCAUGGAUUCGGGGCGUGCUAUGAGGGGUGAUGUAUCAUUGGGAGAGAUAUAAAGUGGAGGGAGGGAGCUGUCAGGUCAGUAGGGCACCAAUCCCACCUCCUUCAUUACCUCCUGGCCAUGAUUCUCCUGGGAGAUAAUUCUGCUCUCUGGAGAUGUUGGUAAGAAAGUUUCAAGUUACACAGCUGAGAAACAGGGACCAAAUAGUGUUCCUGGGUGCACUGUCACUGUGGGUGGCCACUCAAGGUUCCAAGCCUCUUGGGCCAUCCUUGGGCUAACAACUUGGGUGGGUGUGAGCAGGUGGAAGGAGCCUCAGCCCAUGCCAUUACCUCCUGCUUCCUUAUCAGGCUGUGUGUUAAUUCUGGGCCAGUCUACACUCUCCCACAGGGUGGAAAUGGCCUCAAGGAUGUGAGGGCACCCCUCCUCUGAAGAUCCCUGUACAUGUGGUGUUGGGACCAGAACCAUUAUGGAGCCCCAUAGGCCUCAGGAGUCAUCGCAGAAGCCGUGGCUGGGAGGUGGUGUCCUAAGUAAGGAUCUGUGCAGAGGACAAAUAAAUCAGUUUUUGAUUUGUCUUGAAA